Vitis riparia (riverbank grape) is the source of this 1366-nucleotide messenger RNA. RefSeq names its product transcription factor CYCLOIDEA-like. Gene Ontology annotation, cellular component: nucleus. Lineage: Eukaryota; Viridiplantae; Streptophyta; Magnoliopsida; Vitales; Vitaceae. Bases 199 to 1365 code for a protein of 388 amino acids. Gene Ontology annotation, molecular function: DNA-binding transcription factor activity; sequence-specific DNA binding. The transcript is spliced from 2 exons. The record is from RefSeq and is a predicted model, not a curated record. Gene Ontology annotation, biological process: regulation of secondary shoot formation.
CUCUCUCUCUCUCUCCCUCCUUCCCACUCUCUGUCUCUCUGAGUACAUGGAUGUCUUUCUCAAAGCUAAUCCUUCCUUAGCUGAGUGGUGAAUCUGAAAAAGAUGGAAUAGCUCUAUCAAGAGCCGGUACCCAGUAGUUGUCUUUGGAGACAUUAUCAGAUUAAGCUGAGGUGUCUCCGGUGCAAUUGUUAGCCACAAAUGUUCUCUUCCAGCAACAGUGGCAACCCAUUUCAACAUCUUCCCUCUCUCUUCCACCAAUCUCCUCCCUUCGUUGGCCAUGAAAGCGAUGACAUUUUUCUUCACCACCAUAACGAUUUGCUUGUGGGUCACUUCCCUCCAGCAAACGCUUCUUUGGCCGAAGCAGUAAUUAACAUGGCUGUUUCAAACAAUCCUAUAAUGACAAACCAGGAUGUUGGUAGAAUAAACCAAGACUAUUAUGGUCCUUCGAAUUUUCUCCCUGGUAAGAGAGCUGUCAAGAAAGAUCGGCACAGUAAGAUUACCACCGCAAAAGGCCCAAGAGAAAGAAGAGUGAGAUUGUCCAUCAAAAUUGCGCGCAAGUUCUUUGAUCUCCAAGACAUGCUAGGUUUCGACAAAGCAAGUAGAACCCUAGAAUGGCUGCUCAUGAAGUCCAAAACCGCCAUUAAGGAAGUAGUACGGAUGAAGCAUAGCUGCAACGAAGAAGCCAAGAGUUUGUCUUCCGCUUCUGAAUGCGAAGUAGUGUCCGAGAUGAACGACGCCGCUGAGAGUGGAGAUCCACAGGAAAUACUGUUCAGGAGGAAGUCACCAGGAUGGGUUUCCAAAGAGAAAAAGAUGAAAGAAUCAAACAAAGCUGCAUUUCAUCUUCUUGCAAGGGAGUCAAGGGCAAAGGCCAGAGCAAGGGCAAGGGAAAGGACAAGAGAAAAAAUGUGCACCAGAAGGCUUGAUGAGCUGAAAAAAUUUCCUGAUGCUAACCACCCUAUCUUAAGCCAAUUAAGGUCUUCCAGUCAAUUUCAAACUCAUGAGAAAUUGGGUUCCCAUACCCACAACAUGGCAUCCUCCUUGAAGCUGGUUGGUCAAGUGGAAGAAUCAAGCUCUCGCCCGCUAGCUAAUCACACCCAAAGAGAAGACAUCAUUGAGGAAUCCAUUGUCAUCAAAAGGAAGCUGAAGCCGUCUCCAAUAUUUGCUUGUCCGCAAAACCUCCUAUUUUCUAAAGAUUUAAGCCUCGGAAACAGCAACAGCUAUUUUCCCCACCCACCUCAAAAUUGGGACAUUAAUACUCCCAGCGCACGCUCUAGCUUUUGUGCUAUGACCAACAUGAAUCUAUCAACAGAAUUCCAAGUGUUUGGCAAACCCUGGGAGGCUUACAACAAUCUCAGUCUCCGGUAAA